Messenger RNA from Nematostella vectensis (starlet sea anemone), 1620 nucleotides. RefSeq names its product acyl-coenzyme A diphosphatase NUDT19. NCBI's taxonomy places the organism in Eukaryota, Metazoa, Cnidaria, Anthozoa, Actiniaria, Edwardsiidae. Gene Ontology annotation, molecular function: hydrolase activity, acting on acid anhydrides, in phosphorus-containing anhydrides. Gene Ontology annotation, cellular component: mitochondrion. The transcript is spliced from 5 exons. The coding region runs from base 138 to 1286 and encodes 382 amino acids. The record is from RefSeq and is a predicted model, not a curated record.
AGUAGCCAAGCCUGCAUUACGUGACAAAAUGGCGACCCUUCUUGGAAAAACAGCAGUCUUUUCAGUUCGGUGUGAUUUCUAGCGAACUGCUACCUCCAAACAUGGCUCGUUCCGUUUGCAUCUAGUUUGACCAAGCAAUGAGAGGUCAUCUGACCAAGCUAUGGCGGGAAUCCGCUACACUGAUCAUGCUGGCGCGUAAUGGCGGCUUGCGCAGCCCUUUCGACUAUCGCGUCCUCCUGUUGGAGAGGAACUCCAAAAGCCGAUUCAUGCCUAAUCGCGAAGUCUUUCCUGGUGGGGUAAUUGACAAGUGUGACUUUGCUGACGAAUGGAUGGAACUAUACGAAAAAUCAUUUCAAAAGCAUGAAGACUUCUCUAGAAUUUUAGACAUCAAAAAGCCAAGGCCACCAAUAUUCAGGAAAUCUAACACAAGCAUUCCAACUGAAAUUGCUUUCCGUAUCUGUGCAAUCCGGGAGACAUUUGAGGAGUCUGGCAUAUUGUUACUGAGGAGUAUGUCAAAGGGUGAAAGUGAGAAUAGCCUGCCAUGUGGUGCAGCUAGCGUGUUUGAGGAUUUGCCGACUGAAGAGGUGCAAAGGUGGAGGACUGCGGUUCAUAAUGAUGGAUCACAGUUCAUUCAUCUGUGCAGGGAGCUCCAGUCUGUCCCUGAUGUGUGGGCCUUGACAGAAUGGUCGGAUUGGCUGACACCUGCAAGCGUCAAAAUACGAUUUGACACUGUGUUCUUUAUGUGUUUUGUGAACUAUGAGCCUGUAGCUCAGCAUGAUCACAAGGAAAUGAUUGAAUCAAAGUGGAAGACGCCAGUAGAAGCUGUUGUUGAUACAAUUAAGAAGAAGGCCUUAUUAGGACCUCCACAACUCUACAACGCUCUUCAGUUUUGUGGGUUUACCAGUUGGGAAACAUUCAAAGAAUUUCAACAAUCUCGUGCCCAUGAAGGAUGUGACCAGAUGCUGACGAUCAUCCUAAAGUGCAAGGAUGGCAUAGUGGCUGUGAAACCAGGGGACGACCUGUACCCUUCAAGUUUCGAGCAUAUCUUACAACAAACAAAUGGAACUCUGGGUAUCCCUAAUGGAGUUGUUAAGCCACAGGAGAUGUCUGACACGUUAGAGGCAUUAAGGAACAAAUCACAGAGACUACACAGACAUGAGCUGUCUGAUGAUGGUAGCCCACCCAGACUUUUUGUCAAUGUUAAGCUAGACAGGAGACAGAGUCCUCCUGUCACCGAUAUGGCCAAACUCUUGAUGCUUGCGCAAGCAGAACAGGCCAAGUUAUAGGCUUGCGUUUGUAGACACAGGUUUGUAGGUCAGCCAAAUUCCUUUUCUAACUAAAAUCAUGGCUUCUUUAUUUAUUUUUCGCUGAAUUUUGAAUUUUCUCUGAAAAACCUAGUUGUUCACCUCCUUCAUAUUUUGUGCAGCAUUUUAUGAAGAAGAGUGACAAAUUCUAGUAUCCGCCCUUACCAUGCGAAAAGAAAUAUUUGACGAUUAACGAAAUUUUGAUAUGGUUAUUAAUUAAAUGUAGAUCUUUUUGGUGCUAUAAUGAAAAAUGUAAUGGAUAAAACAUCUAGUCUUUCUUUCUUUAAUUAAAAUGUUUACUGUUCUUAUUCUAAAA